Catharus ustulatus (Swainson's thrush) is the source of this 2116-nucleotide messenger RNA. It is a transcript of the gene GATB, whose product is annotated as glutamyl-tRNA amidotransferase subunit B. Gene Ontology annotation, biological process: glutaminyl-tRNAGln biosynthesis via transamidation; mitochondrial translation. The record is from RefSeq and is a predicted model, not a curated record. Gene Ontology annotation, molecular function: glutaminyl-tRNA synthase (glutamine-hydrolyzing) activity. The coding region runs from base 16 to 1656 and encodes 546 amino acids. The transcript has 13 exons. NCBI's taxonomy places the organism in Eukaryota, Metazoa, Chordata, Aves, Passeriformes, Turdidae.
GCAGCCGUGCUAGCUAUGGUGGCGAGGGGCUGCGGCGGGGUCUGGCGCCGGCUGCGGCAGCGCUGCGCGGUGCGGCCAGGGUCCGGUCCUUUCCCCCGCGGAGAGAGAGCUGUUGCCUGUAACGCGAGAGGCGGGAUGAUGUCGGCGGGGAAGAGCGGCCUUACUCCAUGGAUACCAGUUGUGGGUCUGGAAAUUCAUGCACAGAUCAGUUCCAACUCAAAACUCUUCUCUGGUUCCCAAGUUCAGUUUGCAGCACCUCCCAACUCUUUAGUAUCUUUCUUUGAUGCCUCUUUACCUGGAACUUUACCAGUUCUUAAUAGGAGAUGUGUAGAAGCAGCAGUGAUGACAGGCCUGGCUCUCAACUGCCACAUAAACAAGAAGUCCUUGUUUGACAGAAAACACUACUUUUAUGCAGAUCUGCCUGCUGGCUAUCAAAUCACUCAACAAAGAGUUCCUAUUGCAGUGAAUGGAAGUCUGUCAUACAGUCUCUGCAUAGACAACAAGAUGAGCCAGAUGGUGACCAAAACUGUGAGGAUUAAACAAAUUCAGUUGGAGCAAGACAGUGGAAAAAGUCUCCAUGAUGACGCAAGGAGCCAAACCCUUGUGGACUUGAAUAGGGCUGGAGUCGGUCUCAUGGAGCUUGUCAUGGAGCCUGAUAUGUGCUGUGGGGAAGAAGCAGCUGCAGCAGUCAGAGAGCUUCAGCUCAUUCUGCAAACGCUUGGGAGCAGCCAGGCAGUCAUGGCAGAGGGUCAGCUGAGAGUGGAUGCCAAUGUUUCUGUACAUCACCCUGGAGAGCCUUAUGGAGUGAGGACUGAAGUGAAGAAUAUCAAUAGCAUACGAUUUCUGGCAAAAGCAGUAGACUAUGAAAUACAGAGGCAAAUUGAAGAACUUGGAAAUGGAGGUACAAUUUCGAAUGAAACAAGAGCUUUUGAUUCCAAGCUUGGAUGCACAGUACCAAUGAGAGACAAAGAAGGAAAACAGGAUUAUCGGUUCAUGCCAGAGCCAAACCUUCCCCCAUUGAUUCUGUAUGAUGCAAAAUCUUUGCCAGCUAAUAUGAACCAUCAGCAAGUGAUAAAUAUUGACUGGAUUCGUGAGAGACUUCCUGACCUCCCCAGUGUGAAGAGAGAAAAACUUGUUGAACAGUAUGGAAUUCUUCCUGAACACAGCUUCACCUUAUUGAAUGAAGACGGACUACCAGAAUUCUUUGAAAAUGUGGUAAAACAGACCCAAAUGAAGCCAAAGAAGGUGAUUGGCUGGAUUUUAAACGAUCUGCUCAGUUACUUGAAACAGCAUUCCCUUACAGUAAAGGAAAGCCCAGUCAGUUCUUUUCUCCUGGCUGACCUCUUGAACCUGCUAGAAAAAAAAGAAAUUUCUUCUACAGCAGCAAAGCAGGUGCUUGCAGAAUUGUGGAAGGGAAAAGGGAAGACUCCCCUUGAAACUGUUAAAGAACAGAAACUUGAGCUGUUACAGGAUCAAAAAGAACUUGAACAGAUCUGCCAGGCAGUGAUUGAUGGACAAGAAAAUGAGGUUAUGGCGAUAAAGGCAGGAAAUCAAAAAGUUCUAAAUAAGUUAAUUGGUCUGGUACAAAAGAAAACACAAGGACGGUCCAAUCCUGUUCUGGUGAAGCAAUUAUUAGAGAAGAAACUAUCAGAGUAACCACAAGAGAAAAAGCACACAAGCAACUAAAGAAGCACGUGCUUCAUUUUGUCUGCAAAUGAACUUCGGUGUCUUCUUGUGCAGCACUGUACUUGUUGGUUAUACUUCAAGCAACUUGAUGUCCCAGUCCUUCCCUGGAUGCAUCAGCCAAAGGCAGGUGGGCCAGAAAAAAGCAGGAUACAGCCAUUUGCAUCUCCCGUGCUUUGAUGUGGCACUUGGAAACCUGAUUUCCGCACAGCUCUGGGAAACAAGGUCCCGGGGUGUCUGUGAGACAUGAAUGCAGAGAGCUGAAACUGCAUGCGUUAAUUUUCUAAUACAGUGGGUACAAACUCAGCUUUUCUGUCUGCCUGUUUGUGAGAAGGGAGAUUCACAGUCUCAAAUACUCAGUCUGGGCAUGCAUACUGUAACUCACUAUCAGUUUGAGCACAAUAGUAACAAUGAUUAAAAUACCCUGAAGUAA